AUGUGCAGGAUAGCAACACGGACUGGUGAAGAACGUACCGUAACGCUAUAUGGUAACAGUACGUCAGCAAUUGUUUCUGGAUUACUUCCACUCACUCAGUAUUCAUUUAGUGUAUCGGCGGAAAAUGCAGCCGGAAUGAGUGAAUUCAGCCCGGCGAUAAUCUAUCGAACACUUGGUGAGGCUUUGAGGAGUGCUCCAAUCAUCGAAAGUAUCCGUAACACGAGUGAGGGUUGCAUAAACGUAACAUGGAAAGGACCGUUGAAUGCAGGUGAUUCGGUGACCGGAUAUCGAUUAAUGGCGCAUCGUGUAGGCACGGGUACGAUGAAUGAAUGGCACGUUAAGUCUAACGAGUACAUGUUAUGUGGAUUGUCGUUUAAUACAGCAUUUAUGCUGAGCAUAGAAGCAGAUAAUGGAUACGGAUAUUCGCCAAGUGCAACAAGUAUCUUCUACACUGAUCAAUCAGUUCCUGAUGGUCCACCCGAAGAUGUUGAAGCACAUACAAUUUCUUCAUCAAUCGUGACGUUGACCUGGAGCAUUCCACGUAAACCAAAUGGUGUCAUAAUUGCUUAUCAAAUUUACAUGAGGAGGAAAGAAGAUGCUCAAUUCCGAACGAUUCGUUUGAAAGUUCAUGGCGACGUACCAUCAAGAUAUGCAUACAAUAUCACUGAGCUCGGUACAAUUUGA
Anisakis simplex (herring worm) is the source of this 684-nucleotide messenger RNA. NCBI's taxonomy places the organism in Eukaryota, Metazoa, Nematoda, Chromadorea, Rhabditida, Anisakidae. The record is from the annotation of a GenBank genome assembly.